Molecule: messenger RNA, 2623 nt
Organism: Aspergillus homomorphus CBS 101889
Lineage: Eukaryota; Fungi; Ascomycota; Eurotiomycetes; Eurotiales; Aspergillaceae
Exons: 3
Coding region: 372-2381 (669 amino acids)
Source: RefSeq, a predicted model, not a curated record
UCUCUCUCUCUCUCUCUCUCUCUCUUUCUUACGAUUUAUUUUGAUCCGAGUGAUGUUUAUGAUUGACCUGUAUGUUGUAUUUGUACGUGAUUACGACUGUAGUCUACAGUGUCUGUGCGAUGACAGAUGGUAGGGGGACGUGGCCGCUCUUUCCUUGUGCUUUCACAGCCUUCCGGCUUCGACACAUCUCCCUCCCUUGAGGAAUUAGCAUACUUCCAAGGCAAGGGCGACAGUGGGUGUAUAUUGCGAAGUCCCAGAUACAACCUCAUUUUGCCCUUACCUACUUUCUGUAGGUAUGGUGUAUUCGACGAAACAGGCUUUGUGGCCUCCGACGCUUCGCAUAAUCGCACUAUUUGAUCCCUUCCACAACAAUGGGCGCAUUGGAAAUCUCUCCAGUCAACCGUGACCGUCGAAGUGAGCCCGUCAAGCACACUUCCACCGUGGUAAAGACAAAGCUUUCGUCGGAGACUGCUACCAUCACAACAGACGGUAGUAAUAGGGACCAGACGCAGCCGCUCAUCCGCCGGCAGCUGAGUCCUGUCGCGCCGACUGUAUUUCCCAAGUAUACGCGAAGAAGUUUCAGGAGACUCACCGGCUUCAAAACUCUCUUUCGCUUCCGCAAAUCUCGGCAACCGGAUCUAUCAUUGAACGCAUUGGUUGAGCUUACCACAGGACCGGAGAACACAAGUGGCACCGUGGAGAGAUGUUGUGCGGGAUUUGCACCAAUUCCACAAUGCAGCAGUCAGUCAACUGAGGCUGGCGAGGCUCGCAAGGUGAGUGAUACCACAAUGUAUUCUCUUCAUUCGGAUCAAACCAGCGGGACGGUAUACCACGAUCCCUCCAAGCGUCUUUCCAUGCCCAUUGCCCUAGCGGACCCGACUCUCUGCCAGAACCCAUUCGCGGAUCCUCUGAAUGAAGUGGGCGACUCAGACGGUGGUGGGAACCAUACAAGGAAUACCACCCGGACGACCAGACAAUCUAGCUCCGAGUCAAGCCAAACGGGGGCCUCGUCGACCUACGAUGAUACGGAGAGUUACCAACAACUGGCCAACCCGUUCGCCGCAGCUAGCUCGAUUGGCUCGGGGAGUUCCUCGCGAGACAGUGUCUAUUUCUCAACCUCGGAUGAUAGUUCAGUGAUAGCUGAGGUCGAGCGGCGCGCCGCCGUGCUGGCAUUCAACGAACUGGCCUACAAGCUCCGGCUCCCGCCUCUGCCAUUGAGCAACAAGGGAGGAAUGUCGGGCGAUGGCUUACAUUCCCAGUUUUCGGAGCAGCCUCUCCCCACUACCGCUAAUGAAAAGGUGCCUUCCGGCCGGCGAGACCGACUCUAUGGGCGACUGCGCACGAUGCGGUCGACGCUGCAUCUGGGCCUGUCGUCGGAGGGGCCCCGCACCAGUCGGACUUUACGCCGGAUGAAAACGUUGGCACAUGUGGGAGGUCGGGCGAACGAUAUGACUUCACUAAUGGGGCUUUCCCUGGAGGAAUUGGCGCGUCUGGGGGGCUAUAAUUUACUGACGCUACCUGCCGAGUUUGCGCCUACGAAACUCCGAUUACCGGUAUGUUUUGUAGCUACGAUUACCGCUUUGGGACGAUUUGCUGCCCCGGUGCGCGACGUGUUCGUCGAUCCCGGCCACCCGAAAAUGGCUAUGCGGAUAUACGACCAUUUCGCCCAUUUGGUGCUGUCUGCCCUUCGACAACCCGACCGAAUCCAGAUGACGGUCGGGCGUAGCGACCUACCCCUGACGGCGAUCGAGCCUGGCGCUCGUGCGAUGGAUGACCCGAUGGUGCAGAGCAUCGCGCGAGCAUUUCAGGCACUACUGGCGGGUCUACCCGGAGGACUUUUGGGCUUGCCGGCACUAUAUCGGAUAUUAGUGAGCAUCAGCCAAGCGCCCCUGGUGGAUGACGGAGUGGAAUGGCCUCGCAGUUGUCUUCUCCGAGGAGCUUCGCUGCGGAAUUACGUCAAGGUCAAGGCCAUUGGACUCGCGCUGCUGGCCCUGACGAACACCAUGCAGCUGCACCUCAUCUGUGGAGUCAUUGGUCUCAGCGCAAUACUCCUGCAUGAAACGCAGCGACUAGCGCAGGAGGAGGCCCCGAGCUCUGGCCCAGGUGAGAGUGGAGGGCGGACGAGUGGGGGUUCAGGACUGUUGACGCUGGACCGGCUGGGUCGCGUGCUCGGACCGUUGCUGACGGGGCGGGAGGGGUAUGGCGACACGUUUGGGGCUAUCGCGCAGGAGAUAGAAAGCGAACGAGUUGCGAUGAUGCUCGUGGAGCACUGGCGUGGGAUCAGUCGUCAGUUACGCAUAUGGGAGCAUCGCAACCUGCCGAGACGACGCCGGCGAUCCGUGCAAAUGGGGCGUGCCAUGAUCUCAACCACGGAGGGAUGACUUGGGGAAGAGGCGAGAGGUCCGGGACUAUAUCCGGGAGCAAAAUGUUUGCUGGUCGGACGAUAGUCUACUUGUACUCGUAGAAGGUCAGGAAGCGAUAGAGGGUUUGAUAUGAAGUCAUUGGGGAUCCGCAUCAGGGGAAGAUGGGCGACGCUAGUGGGGUGGGGGGUGGGGUGCAAAGGUACCCAUAGAGUCAGUACUUUUGGGUGGUCGCUGUAUUUGUCCCCUUUUGCCAGAAUCUG